Molecule: messenger RNA, 1245 nt
Organism: Colletotrichum tamarilloi
Lineage: Eukaryota; Fungi; Ascomycota; Sordariomycetes; Glomerellales; Glomerellaceae
Product: AMP-dependent synthetase/ligase
Exons: 2
Coding region: 1-1245 (414 amino acids)
Source: RefSeq, a predicted model, not a curated record
AUGACGGUUUCCAAGGCCAGAAGGCUCGAAGACUUCAUCAGAUUUGUCAAAUUGAAUUCUCCUUAUUACGCCCAGUCCUGGAAGCUGUGUAAGACUCUUGAAGAUGCGUCGGUGUCUUUAAGGGAUUUGCCCGUCGUUGACCAUGAGUCUUUCUGGGCAUCAAACACAUGUCGAAACAGAACAACCACACACCCCAAAGUGUCGUUCUAUAACCAGAAGGAACUUCAUGGCCUUUCGACACAACUAGCAGAGAGCUUGGGACGCUGCGGAGUCGGCGAGGGAGACAUGGUUGCCAAUCUGUUCUACGCCGGCGACCUCUACGGCAGCUUCUUAUUGCACAUCCUCUCUGUCUAUCAUCUUCCGAGCGGUGCAGUCCAGCUUCCCAUAGCUGGACACGUAUCCUUGGAGUCUAUGGAACGACAGAUCGUUGAGUUCGAGGCAACGGUCAUCCUCGCCACGGUGACUACCAUGUCGCAACUCUCAGAACGCAUCCUCAGCAGUGGCAAGACCCACUCAUAUGUCCGCCUGCUGCUUUUCUCAGGGGAAGCAUUCUAUGAUGAUCAGGCCGGGCUGCUGAAAGUUGCCUUCCCGAAUGCAACAAUCAGAUCGGUCGUCUACGGGUCUAUGGACUGCGGAAUCAUCGGCUUACCACCGAAGCCAGAGCACUACACAAACGACACCAGGCUUCACCAAGUCAACGAUCCAAACAUCAUCGUGGAGAUCAUCACUGAAGACGACAAGGUCACUACUACCCCAGGAGAGGUCGGCAGCUUGGUCGUGACCAACCUGGAGCGUCAACUCAUGCCCAUUGUUCGCUACCCUUCUGGAGAUCGGGCCGCUUGGGUUGACCCAGCUCUAGGCCUUUUCCGUGUCCUCGACAGGGACCGCACGGCCAUCCGCCUCGGACCCGUUUCCGUCGACUUCGUGGACCUCCGGCGCAUAGUGUCCACGAUCCUCAGAGGCCGACCAGUCCGGCGUUUGCAAGCCAUUGUCACACGAGAAGACAGAAAAGACCUCUUGACACUGAAUGUCGCAUUUACCCCGGCUACAGAUGAGGAGAGUUCACAGCUGCAGGCGGAGCUGAGGGAAGAGAUGGGCGAGGUGCGUCCCAUGUUUCGGGAACACGUCGAGAAGGACCUCAUCAACCCGUUGAGGAUUAAGUUUAUUACCAUGCAGGAACUCGCUGUUAACCCAAGAAGUGGAAAGAUUGUCGAAGUACAGGAUCUUCGGUCGACCACUAUUUAG